CUGGCGUAGGAGGGCUUUGUGGGUUGUUUUUGAUUCGGAGGUAGCACAUGGAGGCAACGGGGGAUCUCAUUUGAAGCAACUUCAGGACGACCCUUUUACCAAGAACGCAUUGUCCUCCAAAUGAUGUCAGCUACAGGUCAGACCAGCGGGAGCCGGGAUAUACCGGCAGUGAGGCGCGUCGCCGUCCUGGAGGCUGCCCACAUGCCCCACGAGUACUCCACGACCCCCGGGGGGACCGUGUUCAGCACCACGCCCGGAGGAACUCGAAUCAUCUACGACAGGAAGUUCCUACUUCAGUGUCGCACCUCUCCCCUGGCUUGCACGCCCCCAAAGCUCCCAGACAUCCCGGGAGUCACUAGGCCCCACAAACGGGAAUCCUCUGAGAUCUGGGAACCGGGAAUGAGUGAGAGCAGUCACACUGAGCACAGCCAGCAUUCAGAGGGUGCAGGAGAAGAUGCCCAGUUUGACAUGGACAUUUGAAGAGGAUCAGAACAAUUCUUAGCAUCUUCACCAUAGUUGCGUUGUGAGUGUAGACAAUUUUUUUUAAAGUUUAAUUAAAACAUGGCGAGUGUGAAAUCUUAAAUUAGGUUCCUUCAAGAAAAUUAGAUUUUACUAGAAUCAUUCAGGCCUUAUUGGAAAUGUUGUGGCGUAUUGGGUGCUGCCAUAAUCCAUUUUAAUUUAGCUUAAUAUUAAUUAUAAUAUAUACUGUAAUAUUGUGAUUCAGCAGCGGUUUUUACAAUGUUCAAGUGGAAUAUUGCUAUAUAUCUAUAUCUAUAUAGCUACACACACAUAUAUAUAUAUAUAUAUAUAUAUAUAUACAUACACACACACACACACUUAUUUUGAUAAAAGCAGGUCAAACCCGCAUCAAGACACUUGGGCACUGUUUUAAAUUAUGGGGGGAAAAAAUCAUUCGCCUCAUCGAAGUUAAAUGUGCAAAUAACUAAUUUAAACUAAUUUAAAAGGCUUGAAUUGUGUUUUACUGCAUUCUCAUCAGUGCGUCGUGGUUACCUCUGCACUGGUGAUGACGCCAUUUUAAUUCUCGGGAGUAGAAAGAAUCCUCCGGUAAAUAAUGACUCAUGCGCAAUUGGUUGAAAAUAAGGCAUAAUUUAAUGUUUUUCUGUACAAGGUAAACAUACAAAUGGGGCCAUGUAGCCCAAACGUCUCCAUAACUCGAAAGCGCUCACAUUUACACGUCAAUUAGAGUAUCUUUGAAAAGGCUAAGAUAUCUCUUUGGUUUAUUAUGUUUUGAACUUCAGUGCUCCACUCGGUGACCCAGCUGAGCUUUUUGCUGAGCGAUAUUUGGAACUGGCACAAUCUAAGUCACGUAAAUCGAUCACGUCAUUUUCCCCACUGCCAUUUUCAGUCAAUAGUCUGUGAUUCUUGGCGCCGCUCAGUGGCAGCCGCACUCCUCCACCACCAUGUCCCGGUGGUGCCUCAUGACCAUCUUGCCGUUCUCGUAGUACAGCAUGGACAGCGGCGCCAAACGGGUGGGCGCGCAAGACAAACACGGCACCUUGGGUGUGCGGUGCAGCCUGAGCAGACUCUGUGGAGGGAAGGAGAAGAGAAGCGUUCCGUUAGAGCAGUGAUGUUGAAACGGCCGCCUGGGGAAAAGUGAGUCUUACCUGCACGUAGGCGUGGUUAGUGGGCUUGAAGGUCUCAUCGACAGGUGCGGGACAGGCGCCCUCACAGCGGAAAGCGUUGUAGCGUUUGGGGUAAACCAUCCACUGGCUCCAGCCCAACUUCUCAAAGUCUACCCACAUGUCCACCUUCCUGCACAGAGGAUCGUCUUUGUUCCCAGCGCCAGCAGGUGUCGCCACCGACAUCCUUCCUCUCCCCCGCCGCUGGGAGAAUCUUUUGUUCCUACCGCCCUUAGCCCUGGGGCCGGCUUCCCUGUCCGGGCUCGCGUACUUGGACUGAACGGCCGUGUGGAUGAGAGAGGGCAUCUGCUGGACGUCAGGGUUCUGCCUUGCAAAAAUCACCAUCAUAACCCGGUUCGUCGGACUGUGCCGAAUUGCCUCCAAAUCCUCCUUAGCGUCCUGCGGCUGACGUGUGGACGGUCCCUGCUCUUGCCAGCGAUGGAGCAUGCGGGUCACGGAGAACACCUUCCAAGAGGACGAUCUCAUGGUGCUGGGAUGGGCCCUCACGCUGCCCAGAAAGAGUUUGCCGCAAGAGCAGCUGUGAUCAGAGCACGAGCGGUAGACAUCUACCGAGGCUCUGGGGGACUCGCCGAAGUCCGGGAGGCGAAUGUGAAGCUCGGCCUGUUGGAUGCGGUCGCCGGCGGACAGGGAGGAUACGUCAAAGGUGACGGACCACCUUUCGCCUCUCUGCUCGCAGCCUGGAAGAGACGAAAGGACGAGUUGACACGAUUACGGACAGAAAAUGGUACACAUUUGAUUUGAAUUUGGACUACAACGGGGCUGUCAAACUUUUCAUGAGCAGGCCCAAGUGGAUCGGUUUGAUGAAACCACAUGAACGUCUUAAUCAUUUCUUGAGUGGAUAAUUCAACAUCAAUAGUUUUUUUUCUGCUUUUAAAGAAAUAAAGUCUGUAGGCAAGUGCAACUGUUA
Messenger RNA from Hippocampus zosterae (dwarf seahorse), 2568 nucleotides. RefSeq names its product eukaryotic translation initiation factor 4E-binding protein 1-like. Gene Ontology annotation, cellular component: cytoplasm. The record is from RefSeq and is a predicted model, not a curated record. Gene Ontology annotation, molecular function: eukaryotic initiation factor 4E binding. The coding region runs from base 121 to 480 and encodes 119 amino acids. The transcript has 3 exons. Gene Ontology annotation, biological process: negative regulation of translational initiation. Lineage: Eukaryota; Metazoa; Chordata; Actinopteri; Syngnathiformes; Syngnathidae.